AUGCCGGUUUUUGUGGAGGACCCGUCACAACUCUCCAAAGCGAGGCUAAAGUCGGAUUUAAUCGCCCACAAUGUAGCGCUGCCACCUGCGCACAGCAGAAAGGGAACGUACGUGGAUCUCCACGAGAGGCACGUGCACCAGAACACACACGCAGACUUCUCCAGCGACGAAGAGCUGGAAGCAGACGAUGAGGUGUCGAAAGAGGCAAAAAUAUUGGACCCUAGCAGUUUGACAGACGACGGCCUGAUCUCUGCUCUUCUGCAACAUGGGGUGAAAGCAGGACCUGUCGUUGCCUCCACGAGGGCUGUGUAUGAACGUAAACUCCGAAACCUGCUUUUGUCCAAUGGCCGCGGCGAUGUGACCGAUGAAGCAAAUGGGGCAGAUGAAGCUGCGCUGUAUUCGGACAGCGAGGAUGAUGAGGAGGAGGAGGAGGAGGAGGAGGAAGAGCAGGAAAAGCCAGUCACUGAAGAGGUCCAAACCCAGACAGAACCAGCUGAACAGACUCUUCAGGACACACAGGAACCUGUUGAAGAGCCGGUUCAAGAAAGAUUUAAGGAGUUGUUAGCUGACACACCAACAGGAAUAUAUGCAACUCGACGCAGACCAAUCAAAGGUGCAGCAGGUCGGCCUGUCCAGUACGUCUACCCUGACAUCCCGCUCAGCCCCACCACACUGGAGCGACAGGAGGUGGAGAGACGCCUGGUGCCCCUCCAUAUCCAGAUCCUGGUGUUUUUCAUUGUGGCUAUCAUCAUUUAUGGCAUUUAUGUUUUUAUGGAGGACUAUUCUUUUAAUCCGCUGUUGGCCUUGAUAGAUUUCCUUGAACCGGGAUUAGACUCCGAUGAGACUGGAACACAAGCGGUGGAAGAAUUUUUAGAAAUAGAGUAA
Molecule: messenger RNA, 885 nt
Organism: Knipowitschia caucasica
Lineage: Eukaryota; Metazoa; Chordata; Actinopteri; Gobiiformes; Gobiidae
Source: the annotation of a GenBank genome assembly